Messenger RNA from Benincasa hispida (wax gourd), 1169 nucleotides. RefSeq names its product dihydroflavonol 4-reductase-like1. Gene Ontology annotation, molecular function: oxidoreductase activity, acting on the CH-OH group of donors, NAD or NADP as acceptor. The record is from RefSeq and is a predicted model, not a curated record. NCBI's taxonomy places the organism in Eukaryota, Viridiplantae, Streptophyta, Magnoliopsida, Cucurbitales, Cucurbitaceae.
CUCCAUUAUCAACAUCUACAAAAGCCUCGGCCUCUCUGCUUCAUUCUCCACCCUAAACCGCCCCCAUUAUUCCGAGACUCGAACGAAAUGGAGCAGAAGCUUGAAACCAAUGGCAAAGGCAAAGUCUGUGUUACUGGAGCUUCUGGGUUUUUUGCUUCUUGGCUUGUUAAGCGAUUGCUUUUGUCUGGCUAUCAUGUGAUUGGUACUGUUAGGAAUCCAGGGAAUGUGAAGAAGGUGGAGCAUCUAUGGAGAUUGGAAGGAGCCAAGGAGAGGCUUCGACUCGUCAAGGCUGAUUUGAUGGAAACUGGGAGCUUUGAUGAUGCUGUGAUGGGAUGUCAUGGCGUUUUCCACACAGCUUCACCUGUCUUAGAUGCUACUCAUUCCAAGGCAGAAACACUGGAACCAGCUAUUGAGGGCACAUUGAAUGUGCUACGUUCAUGCAAGAAGAACCCAUCUCUAAGGCGUGUGGUGCUCACUUCAUCUUCCUCAGCUGUUAGAGUAAGAGAAGAUUUUGACCCCAAAAUACCAUUGGAUGAGUCAUCUUGGACCUCUGUUCAACUGUGUGAGAGACUCAAGCUGUGGUAUGCUCUUGCAAAAACUCUAGCAGAAAAGGCAGCUUGGGGAUUCUGCAAAGAAAACGGAAUCGAUUUAGUAACCGUGCUCCCUUCGGUGAUCAUCGGCCCUAGUUUGUCGCGGGAUUUAUGUUAUACAGCAACUAUUGUCCUUGGCCUGCUUAAAGGGGAGACUGAGGCUUUCCAAUCACUUGGAAGGGUAGGAUAUGUUCAUAUUGACGAUGCUGCCCAAUCCCACAUCCUUGCUUUUGAGAACAAAGAUGCCCAAGGCAGAUACAUUUGCUCCUCAAUUGUGCUCGAAAUCGACGACUUGGCAUCGCGCUUAUCGUCCCGCUAUCCGUUGUUCCCUAUUUCAAAAAGGUUUGAGGCAUCAAACAGACCAUAUUAUGAUUACAACAUAUCAAAGGUUGAGAAAUUGGGGAUCAAGUUCAAGUCUGUUGAAGAGAUGUUUGGUGACUGCAUUGCUUCUCUCUUGGAGCAAGGCCAUCUUUCUUCACCUUAAUUUAUACCAUAUCAUACCACUCCCUCUUACUUGAAAAUCAUAUUUCAAUAUCUCCAAGUUUGUAGUAAUUAAAUAUACAAUAAGGUUUAUAUAUC